Molecule: messenger RNA, 5212 nt
Organism: Biomphalaria glabrata
Lineage: Eukaryota; Metazoa; Mollusca; Gastropoda; Planorbidae
Exons: 27
Coding region: 525-4412 (1295 amino acids)
Molecular function (GO): oxidoreductase activity; phosphopantetheine binding
Source: RefSeq, a predicted model, not a curated record
AACUUGGCUUAUGAAUCAAAUAAAUUAGCUCCAAAAACAGAAUAAAUAUUGCCGGGCUCAUUAGUAUAGACUUAGCCAAUCAAAAAAUAUAGUCUUAACUCUAGGAAGAGGUAAAGUCAUCCGGGUAACAUAGGAAAAAACAACAACCUGACUAACAAAUUUGAAAUUCGUUUUUCUUACAUAAAAAGACAGCUAAAUGGAAGGAAAUUGUGUCAGAGUCAUUGGAAAAUGGACAAGCACAUUAUACAGCGCGCUAGUUUUAUAAUAAAUAUUAAAAUAAUUAUUUAAUGACCACAAAAAAACAGGGAAUGUCCGAAUUCAUUGUUGAGAGUGUCCUAGAGUCUACAUUUUGCUUCAAGACUAAGAAGAGCACUUAAGGCAAACUUAAUACUUGAAGUAGAUCUAUCAUCUAGAGUCUAGUUUUGAAGCAGAUUAACAAGGAGCUAGAUUCUAUAGAGAUCUAUAUAGAUCAGCUAAGGACAGUAAAAAACAAUAAAAAAAAACAACAACAAAGCAGCUUUAUAAUGGAAUAUGAAUCUGUUGGUCUACUUCAUGAACAGUUUGUAAAGCAAGCAAAAUUAACACCUGAUGCCAUUGCUGUUGUUAGUCCUGAUGAAAAUCAAAGUGUUACGUUUGCUGAUUUGAACUCGUGGACAGACACAUUGGCUAUUAUACUGCAGAGUCAUGGAGUCAAAGCAGAAACCUCAGUUGGAAUUUACCUGGAAAAAACCAUCAACUUUGUUGCAACCUACAUCGCUAUUCUGAAAGCAGGAGCUGGCUAUCUACCUUUGGACACAUCUUAUCCCACUCCUAUGCUAGAGUCUGUCCUUCAAGAUGCCCAGCCUAUAAUUGUUUUAGCAAGUCCCGAUCUUGCUCCUAGACUUGAUACUUAUCCUGCUAAGCAAGUUCUGGUACUAGAUGAGGGUUGGCAAACCAGGUUCAGUGAGGAGAAUCAGAAGAAUAAUGCCACACUCCAAGACCCUCUUACUGAUUUAGAUAGUCUGGCUUAUGUAGUCUACUCAUCGGGUACUACAGGAAAACCAAAAGGCAUCACAUGCCCACAACGUGGUGCUGUAUACUCAUACCACCAUCGGCAUACACACUUCCCUUACCAGGACAACCAGGAGAGGGAGGCCUGCAAUAUUUUCUUUGUUUGGGAGAUGCUGCGUCCCCUCAUGAAAGGAGUUCCCAUGUACAUCAUGAGUAACAGUGUUGUGUAUGACCCGCCCUUGCUUUGUGACUUUUUAGCCCAGAACAAAAUUACAAGAAUGCUUUUUACACCUAGUCUUCUAGAGACAGUUGUCAAUACUAUUCCACCUGAAACAUUGAAGGAAAGCUUUAAAACUGUUCGCCAGGUUUGGUUUUGUGGAGAGGUAGUAACCACAUCAUUGUUAGAUCGGUGUAUGACACACAUGCCUUGGGUCAGAUUUAUCAACUUAUACAGUAUAUCAGAAUGUCAUGAUGUAGCGUGUGAGGACUUGAGUCAGUAUUACAGGAAUUUUAAGGAGUCAUUAUUGGCCAGAAAGUUUUGUCCUGUUGGACACAUUAUGGAAGGUGUUGAGAUCAUUAUCCUCAAUCAAGACAACAAAGUUCAGCCAGUGGGCAUGUCUGGAGAGAUUUAUGUUAGUGGACCAACAUUGGCAAGAGGCUAUCUAAACAGGCCAGAAGUACAGAAACAAAGAUUUGUUUAUAUGGAUGUUGAUGGCCAGCAAAAACGAAUGUACAGAACAGGAGAUUGGGGCUAUAUGUUAUCUGGUGGUAACUUAGAAAUAUGUGGGCGAGUUGACUCUAUGGUCAAGAUCAGAGGUUAUUCUAUUGAAGUACAGGCUGUAGAAUCUUGCCUCCUCUCACUACCCAUGGUCAAAGCUUGUGUUGUCCUAGUGAAAGGUGAUGAAGGAGAUGAUAAAUUUUUGGUGGCAUACAUUGUCAGUGAAAGGGAAACUACCAAAAAAGAAGUCCGUGCUGAGUUAAAAAAACGUUUGCCCUUUUACAUGAUUCCUUCCUAUUUUUUGUUUCUUCAAAGUAUUCCAGUAGUUGCUGCCACUGGUAAACUUGACAAGUCGGCUUUGCCUGAUUUUAAAUGCCAACAGUUAGAAGGUGUUGGUGCUGAGGGAAGACCAUCCACAGUGACAGAGGUGGCUCUAGCUGAAAUCUGGAUAGAAGUUCUGCAGCUGAAAGAGGUUGACAUUCAGGAAAGUUUCUUUGACCUGGGCGGACACUCUCUUAUGGCCACAGAACUUCUACAGAGAGCUAGGAAAAAGUUCCAAGUCACUCUUGCUGUGAAAGAUUUAUUUCUCUACCCAACUAUUUCCAGCCUAGCUAAGCUCAUUGAUGCUCGCCUGGCUAAUAACAAUGGAUCGGAAGCCAUCUCCAAUGUUAAUGGUGAGGCAACUGAACCAAAGAUAGACCUUCAUGCAGAAGUGACUAGACAUGAUCAAGGUGUCAGCAACCUUGACAUGCAGCUGCGUGCAUUCUGGCGCACAUUUCAACAUGGCCACCAUUUCCACAGAGGUCGUGUUUUACUGACUGGAGCUACUGGAUUUUUAGGAGCCUUUAUACUAAAGGAACUUCUAUUACAUACAAAAUUAGUAGUCUAUUGUCUGGUUAGAGAACUACCACAGAGAUCUGCCAUUGACAGAAUUAUAACUACACUAAGAAGCUAUGGAAUACUAGCAACUGACAAGACUACUGAAACUGAGGAGCAGGCUUUACUAGAAGAAGCCUUUAUGCAAAGAGCAACACCUCUGAAAGGCAAUGUUUCUUUGUUGCGACUUGGUCUGAGUGAAGAAGACUACACUUAUCUCUGCACAGAUAUUGAUUUUGUUAUCCACUCUGCUGCAUCAGUUAACUUGGCUUAUCCUUACAGUGCAUUGCAUGGCCCUAAUGUAAUGGGAACUGCCAAUAUAAUACAAUUUGCAUCAACAGGAAAAGUAAAAGCUUUACACUAUAUAAGCACCAAUGGAGUUUUCCCUCAUGGCACGACAAAAUGUAGAGAGGAUGCUGAUGUGACCAAGUUUGCUGAUAAACUUACAGAUGGCUACUCGCAAUCCAAAUGGGUUGCUGAGCAAUUGGUCUGUCAUGCUAGGGACCGUGGUCUUCCUGUCACUAUCUAUAGGCCAGGCAACCUGUCUGGUGACUCAAAGAAAGCUUAUUGGAAUCCCCAUGACUUUACUCUGCUGAUACUUCAAGCCUGUGCCAGAACUGGCAUGGCUCCAAACUUAGAUUGGAAUAUGGAGAUGACUCCUGUAGACUUUGUAGCCACUGUCAUAGUCAAGUUGACCCAGAACCCAGAUUGUGCUUUAGGGAAAACUUUACAUUUGGUCAAUGACAAACCCAUGAAAUCCAAACAAGUGUUUCAGUGGAUGAAUAGUCAUGGCUAUCCACUACAACUUGUUGACUUUGAUGAAUGGAAAACCAGGGUCAUUGAAGAAUUAUCAAGCAAUGGGUCCAGUACACCAAGUAUUGAAGCCAUGACACCAGUAUUAGAAUCCUAUAUUAGUGAUGCCAGCUUCCUGCCCAGUCUGAGUACUUUCAACAACGCAACUUUACAAAAAGUUCUCAGUGAGAUUGGCCUGUUGUAUCCCUACACUGAUGUUAAGCUGUUGAACACUUACUUUAAGCAACUGACUGCAAGAAAUUUAAUUGGACAAAAGAAAAAUUUAAGUUUGACUAGUCCUUUGGCUGGCCAGGUGGCUAUUGUAACUGGAGCCUCAAGUGGAAUAGGUAAAGCUACAGCUUUGGCCUUAGCUGCUGCAGGUGCUAAGGUGGCAUUAGCUGCCAGGUCAGAACAGAUUCUGUUGGAUAUUGUGAAAGCCAUCAAAGAUGAAGGUGGAGAAGCUAUUGCUGUUAAAACAGAUGUCACUGAUAGGACUCAGAUGAAAGAUCUUGUGAAACAAACUGAGUCUAUCCUAGGACCAGUAGACAUUCUGAUCAACAAUGCUGGAGUCAUGUACUACACAUUGAUGAAAAACCUUCAUGAAGAUGAGUGGGAGAGGCAAAUUGAUGUUAACUGUAAGGGUGUUACAAAUGGUAUAGGAGCAGUUCUUGAUGGCAUGAUUAAAAGAGGAAAAGGUCAUAUUGUGAACUUGUCUUCUGAUGCAGGAAGAAAGGGCUUCCCUGGUCUAGCUGUGUAUUCAGGUACAAAGUUCUAUGUGGAAGGUCUGUCUCAAGCACUGAGACAUGAAGUAGCUCCAAGUGGAAUCAAGGUCACAUGUAUACAGCCUGGAGAUGUUAGAACAACUUUAGCUGCUACAGCUACAGACACUGAGGCCAGAGCUUUGUAUGAUGGCAGUUCUAAAGUUCAGAUUUUAGAGCCUAGUGAUGUCGCCCGAGCUAUAGUCUAUGCUGUGUCACAGCCAAAGCAAGUCUCUAUUAAUGAGAUUCUCAUUGAACCAAGAGAAGCUCCUAUUUAAAAACAGAAAAAAAAAAUUCAUAGUUGUUGUGUUGACUGAGCAUUAUUCCAGAAUUGCCAAUGGAAUAUUUCAUUAGCAUUAUGUUGUUUAGAAAACAAUUGUGUCUCAAUUUUGUUAAAUGACGAUACUUUUUUUUUUUUUUAUUUUUUUUUAAGGGGCAUUAUUUUAAGUAGUCUGUUCAAUAAAAUAUUUCUUGUUUUAAUUUUUUAGCUUUUGGAAAGAACACGAUGACUUUACUUUAUGAACCUAUAAAACCAUUGCAUUUAAUUGGAUUUUUAUUUCAAGCACAAAACUAGUUUCUUUAUUGUUUUUUUUUUUUUUUUUGUUGAAUUAAUAUUCCAAUAACAAAUUAAUUUUUUUUUCUUUUUAAAAAUAAUUGCUACUAUUUAUGUGUGUUGUAAACAUUAUUGUCUCAAUGUACACCAUACAAAGAAGUGUAUGAAUAUAUCAGGAGGGGAGGAACUAUACUUUAAUCCCAGCCAUAAAUUCAUCUUACCUAAGGGGUAUAGGGUUUUUCAAUAUGUGGAAAUGCAUAUGGGCAAUCCAGAGUGUUCUUUCUAUGGUACAAAUAAAGUCAUCUGUGUUUAGUUAGCCCUUACAAAAUAGAAUCUUCAUUUGUGUUUUAGCUUUAUCAUGGGAGAAUGUAUCAUUGGUUUAUAUACAAGCAGUAAAAUUCAUUUUAAAAUCUGUAUCAUUUAGACCACAUUCCGAGAAUCACAGAAUUUCUAUUUGUUCAUUUCAUACAAAAAGAAUGGUAAUUAAUGUCAGAUACGGAAAUAAAAUGUUUUCUUUCAGAGAGA